Messenger RNA from Hymenoscyphus albidus, 965 nucleotides. The record is from the annotation of a GenBank genome assembly. Lineage: Eukaryota; Fungi; Ascomycota; Leotiomycetes; Helotiales; Helotiaceae.
UUGACAUUAAAUCUACAGAAAAUAAUUAGGGCACCCGAAGAUGUUCAUUCCAGCCAUAGAGAACGCCGUGAAGGCGUUGCCGUUGUUCACAGCGCUGCAGAAACCAAUUUUCAACGCAGGAUAUACCCACGAUUCAUUCUCUGUCCAAGAUGAAAUCCCGGACGGACCUUUUAGUCUUUGUGAAGUUUCCCGCGCAACAGAUCUUCUUGCUAUUACUUCCGUAUCCCUAAGCAAACGACCUGUUUGUAUGUAUGUUGCAUGACGCAUAAAUCGCAUCAUUUGCCUCCAGUUUGAGGGCACUCGCUGACACUUGGUAGUGAUGAUAUCUCUCUCGUCAACUUCUACGGCGAGUUCCAGGACUGUUUCAAAUGAAAUGGGACCAUCGAACUCACCGUUAACUGUGGCUCUCACUGUGAGGAAUACGGAUAUCCGAAAGGCACUCCCGGAGCUAGUACCAGCUUCAACUUCUGUGAAAUGAGCGAGAUUGAGCAGCCUUUACAAGGCAGACAAGCAACUUGUCCGCCUGAGAAAAGUCCCACUAUAAUUACGUCGAUUGUCUAUGUUUUUCCUAUGUUUUUGAGAGCCCCUGUAGGUACAAUGAUCGCCCUUCCACUCGAUUCUGACGCCUAUAUGGACGUUGAUGGCAGCUAAUAGAUAAGGGUUACUACAAUUUCACGUUCGAUGCAAAGACUGGCGAGAGCGAGAGGAUUUAUUGUUUGCAGACGGAGGUCUGUUUGCGAUGGGAAGACGAGGAGAAGAACCAACUCUACCCACAGAAUUCAUGGAGGGAUUGUAAGUGGCCAAGAUGAGUGGCAGAGGUCGUCCUGCAGGACAAUAGACCUGUGGGGUCUCAAAUUUAUAUUCGGUUGUAAAGAGCUGCAGUGAAUCAGAUGGGACUAUUGAAUCAUAGGAAGUGGUAUCCAAGUAUUUCUCUCUUAGUAUUUGAUAAGUUUUAUAAGAUUGGC